Egretta garzetta (little egret) is the source of this 6836-nucleotide messenger RNA. It is a transcript of the gene APAF1, whose product is annotated as apoptotic peptidase activating factor 1. The transcript has 27 exons. Gene Ontology annotation, molecular function: protein binding; ADP binding. Lineage: Eukaryota; Metazoa; Chordata; Aves; Pelecaniformes; Ardeidae. Gene Ontology annotation, cellular component: apoptosome. Gene Ontology annotation, biological process: regulation of apoptotic process; apoptotic signaling pathway. Bases 788 to 4537 code for a protein of 1249 amino acids. The record is from RefSeq and is a predicted model, not a curated record.
UAUCAGAUGAUGGUAAGGUAUUGCCCGGCCAUUGGCUGUGUUUGGUGCUCCAUCUUCCAUCGUCUGUUGAGGUCCAAGUACUUGUAUGGAGUCCUGGAGUCGAAGACAAAACUGAGUUUAUUUCAUGGAUGUGGUACGCAGGGAGCUUAUUUUCUGUUGUAAUUCUGUCCAGUGCUGUCAGCCGCAAGACCACUCCUCUUUCUCAUCCUGUUGUCUCAAUCAAAUGAUCCAAGGAUUUAAAAAAACUUGAGGGAUGUAGUGGGAGAAGACUCUUCGUAGAGACACUUAGCAAGUUCCUAGUAUAUAAGAAGCUUGCACAGACUGUGAUUCUUUAGUUCUGCAAAUGUUAAUAAGUAUAAAUUCAUAGCAAUGUGGAAAAGGAUUCAGAUAUUUUUUUUUCUACAAAUUAGCUGUACAUAUCUGCUUUUUUAAUGAAAAUUUCCAUUCGUGUAGUGAGCACUAGAGUUUUGCUAUGAGUCUAAUUAGUUGUUAAAGAUUGAAAUUCUUUUUAUACCUGUUUUAUGUGCCUCCGAGUGGAGCAGUCAGAGAAAUGCUGUAGUCAGAUUAACUGUAACAAUGCUCAGCUGGAUGUUUUUAUUAAGCAUAACAGUGCAUGGCAUCUAAAUAAUAUUUCAAGAAUGUAAUAGUUCACAAGCUACAGAGAAUAUGAAUAGCAACUUAACUAUUAAAAUGCCUUUUUUUACUUGGUUCUAAAGGAAUGAUGCUAGAUUUUUCCAGUGUUUUCUUGAUGAUACUGUACUGGACUAGUGGGUCAUAAAAAGUAAAUAUGGAUGUGAAGAGCAGAAAUCAUUUACUUAUGCACCGCCAAGCAUUGGAAAAAGACAUCAAGACCUCUUAUAUUAUGGAUCGUAUGAUUUCGGACGAAGUACUGACAUUACAGGAGGAGGAGAAAGUGAAACAACAGAGCACACAGAAGGAGCGAGCAGCUAUGCUAAUAAACAUUAUUCUUAGAAAAGAUAAUAAUUCAUAUAGAUCCUUUUAUAAUGCGCUACUUCAUGAAGGGUACAGAGAUCUUGCUGCGCUUCUUCAGGAUGGCAUCCCUGCCAUCUCCUCUGGUAAUAGAAAGAGUUCCACGGAUGGAAUGACUUCAUACGUUAAGACAGUACUUUGCGAAGGAGGUGUACCACAGAGACCGGUUGUGUUUGUCACUCGGCCAAAACUGGUAGAUGCUAUUAAACAGAAACUGUGCUGCUUGGGAAGUGAUCCAGGCUGGGUCACAGUUCAUGGAAUGGCGGGUUGUGGGAAGACUGUUUUAACAGCAGAAGCUUUAAGGGAUCAUCAGCUUUUGGAAGAUUACUUCCCAGGAGGAGUUCAUUGGAUCUCUGUUGGAAAACAGGACAAAGCAGGACUCCUAAUAAAACUUCAGAAUCUCUGUAGUAGAUUAGAACAUGACUCUACUCUUUCACAAAGGCCACCACUUAACAUUGAGGAGGCUAAAGAUCGUCUUCGUUUGCUGAUGCUACGCAAAUACCCCAGAUCUCUUUUGAUCCUGGAUGACAUUUGGGAUUCCUGGGUAUUAAAAGCAUUUGAUAAUCAGUGUCAGGUUCUUGUCACCAGCAGGGACAGGAGCGUAACAGAUGCUGUGGCUGGCAAUAAAUAUGAGGUUCAUGUGGAAAGUGGACUAGCACAUGAGAAAGGACUGGAGAUUUUAUCCCUAUUUGUGAAUAUGAAAAUAUCAGAACUGCCAGAACAAGCUAACUGCCUUGUAAGGGAAUGCAAAGGUUCUCCUCUUGUGAUAUCCUUGAUAGGUGCAUUAUUACGAGACUUCCCUGGUCGUUGGGAAUACUAUCUUGAACAGCUGCAGAAAAAACAGUUUAAAAGAAUAAGAAAAUCUUCUUCUUAUGAUUAUGAAGCCCUUGAUGAAGCAAUGUCCAUAAGUGUUGAGCAACUGAAUGACAAUUAUAAAGACUACUAUAAAGACCUCUCUAUUCUCCCAAAAGAUGUUAAAGUACCUACUAAGGUUCUCUGUAUUCUUUGGGAUAUGGAAACUGAAGAAGUUGAAGAUAUACUACAGGAAUUUGUUAACAAAUCACUAUUGUCCUGUGAUCGUAAUGGGAAGUCGUUCCAUUAUUAUUUACAUGACCUUCAACUUGACUUUCUUACAGAGAAGAAUCGCAACAAGCUUCAGGAGCUACAUAAAAACAUAGUAAAUCAGUACAAGAAGUAUUACAAACUUAAUACGCCUGUUCCAUCUGAAGAGGAUUGCAUGUACUGGUAUAACUUUCUAGCAUAUCACAUGGCUGGUGCCAACAUGCAGAAGGAACUCCAUGAGCUUAUGUUUUCUCUAGAUUGGAUUAAAGCUAAAACAGAAUUGGUAGGGCCUGCUCAUCUGAUUCAUGAAUAUGUAGAAUAUAGCUCAAUCCUGGAUCAAAAGAAUAGCACAGUACGUGAGAACUUCCAGGAAUUUCUGUCUUUAAAUGGGCACCUUCUUGGACGGCAACCGUUUCCUGACAUUAUACAGCUCUGUCUUUGCCAACCAGAGACAUCAGAGGUGUACCAACAAGCCAAGCUACAUGCUCAAAGAGAAACAGGAGCAUUUUAUUUGGAGUGGAUAAAUAAAAAAUCCUUGAAAAACCUCUACCGUCUGGUGGUUCGUCCACAUAGAGAUGCAGUUUACCAUGCCUGCUUUUCUAAGGAUAAACAAAGAAUAGCAUCAUGUGGAGCUGAUAAAACACUUCAGGUGUUUAAAGCAGAAAGUGGAGAGAGACUCCUGGAGAUAAGUGCCCAUGAUGAUGAAAUACUUUGUUGCGCUUUCUCUGCAGAUGGUGAAUUUGUAGCAACUUGUUCAGCUGAUAAAAAAGUAAAGAUCUGGAAUUCAAGAACAGGCCAGUGUAUGUCUGUAUAUGAAGAACACUCAGAGCAGGUCAAUUGCUGCCAGUUCAAUAACAGAAGUGGUCAGUAUCUUUUAGCCACCUGCUCAAAUGACACGUUCAUCAAACUUUGGGAGUUGAACAAAAGUUGUUGUAGAAAUACGAUGAUUGGUCAUGAAAAUUCUGUCAAUCACUGUAGAUUUUCACCGGAUGAUAAAUAUGUUGCUAGCUGCUCAACAGAUGGAAGAGUAAAGCUUUGGGAAUCGCGCUCAGGAAAUGAACUGAAAAGUAUUGAGAUAAAAGAUUUUUUCAGAAAUGCAGAUGAGAAACCAGAUGAUGUGGAGGUUUUAGUAAAAUGUUGCUCUUGGUCCGGAAAUGGUGACAUGAUUUUGGUGGUAGCCAAAAAUAAGCUUUUGCUUUUUGAUGUUAAAACAUGUGAUUUGUUAGCACAACUCGUCAUAAGUCAUCACAGUACAAUCCAAUACUGUGACUUUUGUCCUGGUGAUGAGUUAGUAGCACUUGCUUUGUCUCACUGUUCUGUUGAGUUAUGGAAUAUUAAAUCUUUAUCAAAAGUAGCAUAUUGCAGGGGACACAUGAGCUGGGUUCACUGUGUGACGUUUUCACCAGAUGGAUCUUUAUUUCUGACAUCAUCUGAUGACCAGACAAUACGUAUUUGGGAGACGAAGAAGGUGUGCAAGUCUUCUGAUGCUGUGCUAAAAAGUGAACUAGAUGUUGUAUUUCACAAUGGUGAAGUGAUGAUUUUAGCAAUUUACAAUCAGAAGCAUUUACAACUUAUCAAUGGAAAUACAGACAGUGUUAUUAUUCAGACAGCAGCUCAAGAAUCCCCCAUUUCCUGCUGUUGCCUAAGUGAAGAUCUUAAAUUUGCAGCGUUUGGACUGGAGAAUGGAACAAUAAAGGUAUUACAGUUGUUGGAUGGGAAAGUUCUGAAGUCCUGGGAAGCCUACAGGACAUCCGUGCAGCAUUGUCGAUUUACCUCUGAUUGUCAGACUCUCAUUUCAAGUGCUCAUGAUUCAGUUAUACAGGUAUGGAAUUGGCAGUUGAGUGAAUGUCUGUUUCUAAGAGGGCACAAGGAAGCAAUCAAGGAUUUUAGACUUCUGGAAAAUUCAAAACUUCUUUCUUGGUCAUUUGAUGGAACUGUUAAGGUUUGGAAUAUCACUACUGGAAAUACAGAAAAAGAUUUUCUUUGCCAUGGAGGUGCUGUUCUUUCUUGCGCUGUUUCACCUGAUGGUACUAAAUUUUCAUCUACUUCUGCUGACAAAACUGCAAAGAUAUGGAGCUUCGAAAGUUCAUCUGUUCUUCAUGAGCUGAAAGGUCAUGAAGCCUGUGUGCGGUGCUGUACUUUCUCUCCUAAUAACAAAUUAUUGGCCACUGGAGAUGACAAAGGAGAAAUAAGGAUUUGGGACAUCAUAACAGGUGCAUUACUUCAUUUCUGCUCCCCAAUUACUGCAGACGAAGGAGAACCAACACAUGGUGGUUGGGUAACAGACCUCUCAUUUUCUCCUGAUAGUAAAAUGCUUGUGUCAUCUGGAGGUUAUCUUAAGUGGUGGAAUGUCACUACUGGAGAAUCCUUACAAACCUUCUACACAAACGGAACAAACCUCAAGUCAAUGCAUGUGUCCCCUAAUUUCAAAGUAUGUGUGACCGUUGAUAAUCUUGGUAUUCUUUAUGUAUUACAGAAGUUGUGAUUAAUGUGCUGAAGACUGCAAGAUAAUUCAUUUUUUUUGAGUUGGUAACAAAAUUCUGCUAAAUGUUUGUCCAACAUUCAUUAAGCUGUGAAUUAUAUUUCAUUGUUGUAUUCAUGAUGUUUUCAUGUAUAUUUAUGUAAUUUUAUGCAUGUUUUUUCACAUGAACUUGCAUUUAAUCUUGUUUUUAAUAAGCAUUAUUAGAAUCCUUAAGUCUUGAUUUGCAUCUUAAGUAUGUUACUUCAAAUUUUAUAAGGAAAUUAUAUUAAGAUUUAUUCAAAUUAGUUUACAUUAAUAUUAAUAGCAAUGAAGAAAUAAUACGGAUAUAAUACUUUGAAAUUGUAUUUUGUGCUGAGGCUGAUGGCUAAAUGCUCUCUAGCCACGAACACAACUGUGUAAGGUGCAGAAAUUUUUUUUUUACUGUGAUGCAAGGAUUUUCAUUUACUACAGAAUGAAAAGAAUCAGGGACAUGAAAAAUGAAACUAGCUCUCUUGGUGCUUGACGUUCAAAACAAAUCAAGUAGCUGUUCAGUUUACAGCAGCAGUGCUUCCUGCUUGUGGUAAGAACCUUCAUGCUUCUAACUUGGUGGAGAUAAAGCGCAUGUUACACAUAUGAGCUGUUCUUAUUAAGGGGAACACCCCGAGUCUUGUUUCCUCAAGGCAAGAUCUGCAAGGAUAUUGCAAUUGAAGUGGAAGAGGUUGUGCCACACUUCUAGUCAAAGGAUGAAUAGAGCUAACCAGCUAAACUGAGAAUUGAAAUAGUUUAAAAGCUAUAUAUUGAAAAAUAUAGAAGGUAGGAAUUUUAGUUACUUUUCUUUUUGGAAUUAACAUUCAGUUUAUACAAUGGAGACAUUUUGUUGUCAUCAGCUUUGUUUACAUGGGGUUCUAUGCACAGGGAUCUCUUGCCUGGUAAUAUGUGAUUUUCUGUUUGGUUUUUGGUUUUUUGUGUUUUUUACAAUAUAUUUAUAGAUUCAAUAUAAGGUUGAAAUUUUGACAUUUUGUACUAAUUAUACUUGACAUAUCUUUUGUGAAUAAUUAGAUAACAAUUUUUCUUAGGUACCUCGUAAGUCUUGUUCUAGUAAAUUGCCUUUCAACUGCUACGAGCAACUGCACAAGCAUUAAUAUCAUGGUUUUCAUAUUUUUGUAGUUCACAGGAGAACACUUCAUCUAAGUACUUGAUUGUAAAAAGUACAUUAGCAAGUGUCUCAACUGAUACUGAAUAAUGAAAUUCUCACUUUUAGAAUUUUUUGUGUGCGUUUUGGAAGAAUUAAUAUACAUUCUUCAUAUUUUCCUGUUUUUGACAAUCACCAGUUUUCCCCUUUUUUAACUUGAAAUUCCACCAUUUCUAAGGUGCUGUUGAAUACGGGUUAGUAUAACCAAAGUACUGCUGGCAGACAUGUAAAGAGAAGAAAUUCAAUAGAGAAAAUGCAAUGUUUUGUAUUCUAAGUAUCUACAGCAGUCAAUAAAGAUAAUCCAGGCACUAUUGGCCAAAGUCAUAAAUUAAUUCGAAUUCUUGAAUGUGUUUUUUUUUAUGGGGGGAGGGGGAAGUGCUGCCUCUUUUAUUGUGGUUUUACUUUCAGUGUAGACAUAAUGCUGCUUUACAAACUACAUCAAAAAUACUUUGACCGGCAAGCAACAGUACUAAAUACGAGGAUGGAGGAAAAAGUGAACAAAGGGAAACUGAAGUCUUGGAACAUGUCCUGCGGUGUUCAGGGCAGAGUUGUGCCUGCUGUCUAAUUUGUACAGACCUCAGCAGUACCCUCCCUAGGUAGCUGAAGGUGCAAGGAGCUGGAAGCCUCUCUCGGCCUGUGUCCCUUGAUUGCACAGGCUGCGCUGUCCUUAUUGCACAGGGCCGUGCUGCACUGAACUUAGGGACCCAACUAGGUAAAAAGAUACAGGAUAAAUGUUUCACAUGAGGAACCAGGGCAGAAAGUUGUCUUUUGUGAUUAUGCAAAUGAAACUCUGAUGGUGGGAAAACCUGAUCAUGGUUUAAUGAAGAACAUGACCUGUGAACGAGCGGAGUGCAUAGAUUAUUUCCAUUUUGAAGCGAGUGGGAAGCAAAUAGCACAGAAGCUUGAAGAAGUGUGAGAUAAAUCGUGCGUUCUUGAAUUAUUCUGCAAGAAUGAUGACAACACAGCAGCAUUAUACUUGUUGCUGGAACUGAGGAAGCUGGGCUUCGUAGAAGGUGGUGUUAACAGAGUCCGGGUGGUUGAAUUCCUGUGCAAACGUUGGCUGUAGGUCUUUGUAGCUGAGGUGGACGAAGAGGAAACAGCAAUGAGAAAGCCUGAAGAGCCAAAGAAUAG